CGGAGUGUCGCUUGCGCAUUCGAACCGGGUUCAAGGAGUAGAUACGUUAGCACGUUAGUUCACAGCGGUUCUGGGUUCUUUCUCCGCACUAUUGUUUUCGGGCAGGAGAGGCGGAGAUGGCGGCCGUCCUGCUGCAGGUGCUGGAGCGGGCGGAGUUAGGCAAACUUCCGAAGGCUGCCCAGAACAAACUGGAGAAGUUUGUGACGGAGCUGAAGAGUGCUAACGAGGCGCUCAGGACCCAGCACGAGCGGCUCAAGGCGGACAGCGAGCAGCAGUACUUUGACAUCGAGAAGAGACUGGUGGAGAGCCAGGAACAGAUCCUGUCUGCCACCAGAGACUUGCAGACCCUGAAGGAGGAAAACAAGAAACUCAAUGAAGAGCUGAAUACGCUGAAAGGAAUAGAGGGAGAGACCUUUCAAGAGAAAACACCACAAGAGCAAACAAAGGCCAAGUAUGAGAUUGAGGCAGAGAAGAGAGAGCUGGCAAGAUUGCUGGAGAAGAGAACGCAGGAGGUGGAGAAUCUUACUGUGGAUGUGAACCGUCUGAAUGAGAAGCUGACAGAGACAAACAAGAUCAAGAUGGAGCUGCAGUUGAAACUGGACAAUACACAAUCAUCUGAAGCUUCUGUACAGCACCGCGAGAAGCGCAUGGAGCAGGAGACAGAGUUACUUGAGAAGAAGAUCGAGUGGUUAACCAGUGAACUGAAGACCAAAACUGAUGAACUGCUCAACACCAACAGAGACAAAGGCAAAGAGAUAGUCGAGCUCCAGGGUAGUCUGAAGAACAGCAAGGAACAGGCGAUCGCACUGGAGAGUCAGCUCACUUCUCUGAAGGUGACCAGUGAAAACCAACGUAAAAGAGCUGAGGACCUAAACAACAAACUCAAACAGGCUAAAGAUGAGCUGAGUGCCAUGGAGGGGAAAUACCGCAAUGAGCUCAACGCACAUGUCAGGUUGUCUUCACUCUACAAGGGGGCAGCAACAGACAUGGAGACAAAGAACCAAGAACUGAGCAGAGCAGUGGAAGAGCUCAGCAAAGUGGUUAAAGACACUGGGGAAGCCAAUAAGGUUCUGGAGAAGAAGGUGUCUGAGGGAGAAGAACUGAAGUCGAGGCUCGAGGCAGAGCUUAGAGAGAAAGUCAAGAAAAUGGAGCUGGAAAACGCAACAAUGAGGACUGCUGGUAUACGCUGCUGUGUGCCUACUCUUAAUGAGGAGCAGUUGGACGCCAUGUGUCCAGCGGCAGCUGCCAUUGCUGAGGUUGUGAUGCCGAACAUGAGGUUCUUUGACAUGUAUAAUGCCUAUGCAGAGUGUCAGACACACCUUCAGCUUGAGAAACAGGAGACCAGGAGAGUGAGCAGAGUGCUGGAUGAGAUCGUGCAGGAAGUCGAGGCCAAAGCGCCCGUCCUAAAGCGUCAGCGAGAGGAGUAUGAGGGCAUGCAGAGGUCCAUGGCCUCCCUGUGCAACAAACUGGAACAGGCUCGAAUGGAGAUCCACAGUUUGCAAAAAGAGAAAGAAGAGGCCAAGCAGUGCUGCGAUGCCAUGGAGAGAGAGAAACAGAAGACGGAGAGACAGUUAGAUGAUACAUCUACACAGGUGUGUGUUCUUCUGGUUGAGCUCGAGGAAGCCAGAGGUAAUCGGGUGACCAAGGAUGACGGCAGCUCCGCCGACAUUUCCAGCACGUCUGAGGCCAUCAGCCCAAAACAGUUGACUUUCCGCAGUGUGGAGGAGCUGCAAAGGCAGAACCAAAACCUGCUGGGACGGCUGAGGGAGCAGGAGAAGGACAGACAACAGAACAGUGUAACUUCAGCACGCAUGUGCGAGUUGGAGGCCAGUGUGGAUAAACUCCAGAAGGAGGUGGAGCAGCUGAGAGAGCAGAGGAACCAGCUGAAACAGCUUUCUGACUCCAACGCCAGACAGAGAGACAUGUACAAGGCCCUGUUGACGCAAAGCACAGGCUUCAGCCUGCCUCCUCAAGGUCAAGACUUAUCAUCCCACCCAGCUCCGGUUCGACCUUCAGCCCCAGGUACUCGUUCUACGCCAGAAAGAGCUACUGCUGCCGAUGCAGCACAGACCGCUCAGGCUAAAACUGCUUUAAAACAGCUCAAUGAUGCCUUCAGUCUGUAUAAAAAGGAGAAGGCAGAGAACGACAGGAUGCUGAAUGAAACAAACGACCAGCUGCAGAGACGGAUAACAGAACUCAACUCCAGCCACGCCAAGCUGACUUCUCAACUGGAGUUCAGCAACAAGAGGUAUGAGAUACUCCAGGAGACUGUAUCCGCCUACCGCAGAGAGAUCUCUGCCCUUCAGGACAGGAACCAAAAAAUGGCUGCUACGGCCCAACAACACGAGCACAUCAUCCACACAAUGACCCAGGACCUGCGGCAGGCUAAUGAAAAACUGGCAUUGGAAGAGGUGCGUGUAGAGAACUUGACCAAAGAGAAAGACAUGUUAAGGCAAGCGGAGAGUCGACUAACUCGAGAGAAGGAAGCCAAACUGGCUGAGCAACGUAACCAGAACCUGCUGCUCACAAACCUCAAGACAAUACAGUUGACCAUGGAGCGUACAGAGACAGAGAGCCGUCAACGACUGAACAACAAGAUCGAGCAUCUGGAGGCAGAGCUGGCUUCCAUGAAGACCAGGAUGGAGCAGGAAGUAGCACAGAGACAUGCCCUCGGACGCACCAUGGACGCUCAGCUGUUAGAAGCCAAGAAGCAGCUGCAGAUGCAGAAUGUGUUGCAGCAGAAGACCAGGGAGUUGUUGCGUAGUUCUGAACAGCAGGUGGCAGCGCUGAAAGCCCAGCUGGCUUCUGCUUCGUCCUCUGAGGCCGGUCCCAGCAACAGCAGCAUCACAGCUACCAGAGCUGCACCCCUCAGAGCCCCCCUGCGAGUACGCCCUCCAGGGCCAGCAUCCUCCCCACAGCCCAGCCAAUCAGAGCAGGAGCUCUCAGAGUUGAAAGGUAUUCUGCGUACUGCUGAGGAACAGAACAGUGAACUGACAGAGCAGCUGAGGGUUGCUAAUGCUACCGUUGCGCAGUACAGAGGUGUGGUACUGACUCUGGAAGAGAAUCUGCGUAACGAACAGCAGGCCCACAUUCCCCUGGAGAUGCAAAUGAGGGAGUCACAGGAUGUGCAGAAAGACCUGGAGAGGAGGAUUGUAGAGGUGGAGACAGUGAUGCAGCAGGAGCUGGAUAAGAGAGUAAAGUCUGAGUUGGCAUUGGAGAAACAAGUGUAUGAGCUGCAGCGCUCUCUGGUGGCCAGUCGGGCACAGCAGCAGGAGGCGUUGGAGAAAGCAGCUGCUUCUCUUUCUCUGGAGCAGAAGGCAAAACAGGAAAGCCUGCUGCAGACUAAGCUUGCUAGUGAGGCGCAGGCUAAGUAUGAGCGCGAGCUAAUGCUUCAUGCUGCUGAUGUGGAGGCUUUGCAGCAGCUCAAGAAAAAAAUCCAACAAGAUGUGGCACAGAAGAGGGAGUUGGAGGAGCAACUGAACAAGACCUCCCUCCUCCUGCAGGAGAAAACUGCAGCCUGUAACGCACUGGAGAAACAGCUGAAGGAGGACCUGUCAAAUCAGAGUCGUCGCUGUGAGGAGCUGGGGAGGCAGAAUGCUCUCUUGCACCAGCAGAUGGACGACAUGGCUGCCAGGAGUCGUCAGCAGCAACAGCAGCAACAGAAACAGCAGCUUGACCUGUCAUUCAGUGAGGAAGGGAAGACCACUGAACAGAUACUAGAAAUACUCAGGUUUGUGCGGCAGGAGAAACAGAUCGCUGUUGCUCGAUGUGAGGUGUCUGAGGGAGAAGCUCUUCGCUACAAACAGCGAGUGGAACACCAGGACAGAGAACUAAAGAAUCUACAGGACACACUGAACUCUGAAAGGGAGAAAAUGCAGGCUACAGCUAAGACUCUGGCCCAACAAGAGGAACAGCUGAAGAAGAUUAGCAGUAUCAGUGCUCUCCAAGAAACCAACAGGAUGCUGAAAAUGGACAGAGAUAAACUGCAACUGGAGCUGCAGCAAGCGCAAGCUAGAGUGACAAAGCUCCAGUCAGACAUCAGCCCACUGCACCUCUCUCUGUCUGUGCUGUCAGAAAGAAAUGGCUCCCUUCUGGCGGAAAAGAGGCUUCUGGAAGAAGACCUCAAACACUGGAAGGCCAAAGCACAGCAGCUGGUCAGCCAACAGAAAGAUGGAGAUGCGGAGGAGAAACAGAAACUGACCAAUGAGAAAGAAGCUCAGCAGAGACGCAUCACACAGCUAGCUGAAGAGUCGGCCAAGCUGAAGACUGAACUGGCCAGAUCCAAUGCCAGCAGCAACUCGACUCAGUCUCAGCUGAAAGCCCUCAGAGACUCUGUGACCCAACUGACGUCAGAGAAAGAAGCUCUGACGAAACAACUGGAAACAAAAAACAAUGACAUCCUGGAGAAGAACAAGACCAUCACCCAGGUCAAGAAGAUAGGACGUCGCUACAAGACCCAGUAUGACGAGCUCAAAGUCCAGCAUGACAAGCUUGUUGCGGAAACAGCAUCUAAAGUAGGGAGUGAGUCAGCUCUGAGCCAGGAGGUGCAGCAAGAGCUGACUAAAGCCCAGGAGGAGCUCAACAAGUCCCGGGAGGAGCUGAAAACACUGAAAGAAGAGGUGCAGAAAAAACAGGAAGAGGUGAGCAGAAAGACCCAGAAGGCCCAGCAGGAGUUGGAGGAGGCCCAGAAGGAAAACCAGAAAGUCAAGGAAAAGUCCCAGGAGGUCCAAAACCAAAUGACACAGAACCAGAACCAACUGACACAGGUCCAGUCACAGUUGUCUCAGACCCAGACUCAGCUGCAGCAGAAUCAGAACCAACUGACCCAGAGUCAAAAAGAGCUUCACCAAGCCAAGACCCACACCCAGCAGGUACAAAACCAGUUAAAAUCAGCUCAGUCUCAAGCUCAGGCCCGUCUGAACCAGAUUCAGCAGAUCCAGAGGGAGCUCCAGCAGGUGAAAGAGUCACUCCAGCAGAACCUCGCCAGUCAGAAAGAGCUACAACAGACCCACCAAACCAGUCAACACAGUUACAACCAGGAAGUCAGCAAUCUAAAGACUGCACUGAGCCAAGCAGAGGGCAAGUUGACUGAGCUCCAGGGAGAGCAAGACAGCUUGCAGAAGACGGUGGGUGAGCGGGAAGCAGACAUCAAGCGUCUGCAGGAGCAACUGACUGAAGCUAACCAGGCCAAUGAAGCUGGUCAAGCUUCACUGGCCAAGAGUUCCCAGCCCGGUGAUGCUAACGCUGCUAGUGACACUAACCAAGCACAACAAGAAGAGGUUGCUAGACUCAGACAAGAGCUGCUGGACAACAAGAACAGAGAGGAGAAGCUGAAACAGCAGAUUGCUGACAAAGAGGAAAAGACCAAGAAGGCCUUCCUGGGAGCUAAGACCAAAAUCAACCAACUUAUCAAUGCCAAAGAGCAGCUCAGUAAGGAGAUAGAAGAACUAAAACAGAGUAAGGAGGAAAUGGAGGUGAGAAUGAACGCCCUUAAGUCUCAGUUCGAAGGUCGACUUCUUCGCCAGGACAGAGAGCUUAGAGAACUGAGGGAGACACAAACACACUCUGACCCCAGAGAGGAGCCACAGGACCAGAGUGGAGCUAAGGUGGGUGAUCAGCCCAGAUCUGCAGACCAGAGACAGAUAUCUUUGAAGAGUCCAGCCCAAGACAGGGGAGGCUCCAGCAUGUCUGAGCCUCCCACUGCUAACAUCCGCCCCACCCCAAGUACUCCAUCUCCUAGCAACAAGCCGAGCCCCUCCCCUGGUAGCAAGUCCACGCCCCGUGCCAGCAUCCGGCCUAUGGUUACCCCAGCAACUGUCCCCAUCCCAACACCUACUGCCACCGUCAUGCCAACUACACAGACUGACAGCCAAGAGGUGCUCAUUAGUACAGGAGCCUCUGUACACUCUACCAGCUCUAGUUUGGUGAGCGCACCCACACCCAUGACUCAGCCAACUAGUACACAGACCACAGCUUUUGUCCAGCCCACCCAGCAGCAGGCAGCAAGUCAGGAUGCAGGGUCCAGCAUGGACACCGAGCGGCCAUCUACAUCCUCCUCUCUGAGUGGAACAGCAGGUUCAAAGCGGGGCAGAGAGGAAGAGGGGGUGGAGGAGGAAGUGGAGACCAGACCAGAGAGUUCCCUCACACCACCGACGGCUAAAAAACUACGCCUAAAACCAUCGAUAGCACUGCAGGUGGAAGGCGAUGAGGAGAUGGAAGGAGAGCUGAGGGAUGAGGAAGAACAACAGGAUUCACCGGAUGAUAGUCAGGAGCUUCCAGAGGAGAGUUUUCCUGUUUUAGCUGAAGAAGAUGAGGAUAUUGAGGAAGAAGGCGUGUCCCAGUCUGUCCCCUCUUAUGAGUUAUCCUCUCAGGGCUCCGCUAUAAUCCGGGAUGUCAUUGUGAUUGACACGGACAGCGAGAGCCGAGAGAGCAAAGAGGAGGAAGAGAAGCAGGAGGAUGAAGGCGAAGAAGAAGAAGAGGAGGAGGAAGACGAAGGGGAGGAGUAUAAGGAGGAAGAGGAGGAUGAGGAUGAUGAGGAUGAUGCUGCUGACAGCGGGAUGAGAGGAGGAGAUGAGAGUAAUGAGAAGAGCGAAGAUCCUGAAGAUGAGGGAGAGGAAGAGGAUCCAUCAGAAGCCCCCAACACUCAGGAGGAUGUGUGCGGUGCGUCGUCAGACUCCCAGCAUGCCUCAGAGCCGGCGCAGAGCAGUGAAGGCAGCAGCAGCGCCACAUCAGAGUCGGACCCCACCAGAGAGCCUGUACACCUCCCCCCAACAUCCUCCUCCUGUGCACCCUCCCCCUCCCUCUCAUCCUCCCUCACACCCCGCUUGCCCCAUCCCCGUAGGCCCACACACUCCCUCCCACCAAGGCUCUAUAUCCAACCUCCAGCUCCAGAGCUGGGACCUCCACACACCCAGAGACAGACCUCUCAGCUGCGCAGACCAUCAGUAGGACGUGGACUCCAACUCACCCCUGGGAUCGGCAGCACAUUGCAGCAACAUUUCUUUGAUGACGAUGACAGGAUGGUUCCCAGUACUCCCACUCUGGUUGUCCCACAUCGCACUGAUGGAUUCGCUGAGGCUAUACAUUCUCCUCAGGUAGCAGGUCUGUCCACUAGGUUUAGAUUUGGACCUCCAGAGGACCUGCUGCCUCAGACAUCAGCGUCACACUCUGACCUGGGACAGCUGGCCUCUCAAGGAGGUUUGGGGAUGUAUGAGUCUCCUCUGUUCCUGGCUGCUCAUGAUGAAGACGGAGGAGGAAGGAGUGUCCCCACCACACCUUUACAAGUGGCUGCACCAGUCACAGUCUUCACGGAGUCACUGCCCUCAGACACGGGUGACAACAUGGCCUCCCAGUCUGUUCCCAUGGUGACAGCCUCCACAGGGAUGGCUGCCGCUGCAGACGAUGGAGAUGAGGUGUUCGUGGAUCAGGAAGGAGAGGGGCAUGGUAUUGAGUCGUCUUUGGAGAGCCAGACAGAUGUGGAGUCAUCAGGGCAGCAGAGCGAUGAUGCAUCUCUGCCUUCUACCAGCCAGGACCCUGACACCAGCAGUGCGACUCAGCGGCGCGCGGUGAGCCAAUCUCUGAUCAGCAGCCUGUCGGCCAGAGGAAGCAGAGGAGGAAGGGAGAGCAGGAUGCUACUCACCCGCAGAGGGACUUUCUCUCGGGGAGGAAGGGGAGGGGCCAUGGGCAGAGGGGGCAUUGCAUAGUGAUGAUGUCAUCAGAAAGACCUCAGCCAUCUCAUCCAAUGAAGAAAUGAAAAGAUUGCCUAAUUCCUAGAUAAUUUUUUUGUUGAGUUUAAGUCAUUCGCGACAACAAAAAGAAUUGUGUCCAAUAAAAAUACAUGAUCACAUUAGAAAGACAUGACUAUGUAUUUGUGUGAGAUAUGUAAGGUCAUAUUGUUGGUGUAAUCCACAGAGUUUUCAUUUCUUUUGUCAUUUUUGUUAAUCAUGAACGCAGCUCUUGUUUUUUGAUGUUAGUUUUUCGAUUUGUUCCAUCAGAGCUGUUAAACACUUGUUUUAAAAAAUAAAGUUGAAAAUUGA
Scophthalmus maximus (turbot) is the source of this 8036-nucleotide messenger RNA. RefSeq names its product translocated promoter region a, nuclear basket protein (gene tpra). The record is from RefSeq and is a predicted model, not a curated record. Gene Ontology annotation, cellular component: nuclear pore. Bases 117 to 7703 code for a protein of 2528 amino acids. Lineage: Eukaryota; Metazoa; Chordata; Actinopteri; Pleuronectiformes; Scophthalmidae. The transcript is spliced from 55 exons. Gene Ontology annotation, molecular function: structural constituent of nuclear pore. Gene Ontology annotation, biological process: protein import into nucleus; mRNA export from nucleus.